CAAGCACAAAGAAAAGCCUGAGAGAACUACACAAAAGCCCUCUUGCUUCAGUUGCCAUGGCCUCGGUCCAGUGCUUCAGGGAUGCCGAGGAAACCUACUACCAACAGAGCAACCAUGGCCAUCACAUGGAUCUUGCAAUGAACCACAGCCACACCCAGUGUUAUGGCCAGAGUGAGAAACACCAUCCAUCGGGCCAUGGCUACCUGGCUCAAGGCCAUGGUCACAACAGUGGCUACCUGGCUCAAGGCCAUGGUCACAACAGUGGCUACCUGGCUCAAGGCCAUGGUCACAACAGUGGCUUCCUGGCUCAAGGCCAUGGUCACAACAGUGGCUACCUGGCUCACGGCCAUGGUCACAACAGUGGGCAUGCCAUGGCCAAACCCCAUACUCCCUGCAUGGGCCAAAACAAUGGCCGUUUCCUUGGCCAACAUGCCCAGACUCACUGCAUUACUCAAGGUCAUGGCCCAGAGCACUCUUCUUUCCAUGGGAAGUCUAAGAUGAAGGGCGAAUACGAGAAGAAAGAGAAGAUCUUAAUCAGGAGGAAAUCCAAGGGAUACAGAUCUGGUGAUGACAGCUGCAGCAGCGAGAGCGAGAGCGACGACGACCACUGCUGAAAGGUGAAGAUAUAAAAGGCUUAAGGGAAGCAGCUGCUAGACAUCAUAUCAUGAGAAAGUUCCCUGUCAUCCUAUCCUAAAUAAAUAUGGAUAAUAAAGUGACGUGACUUAUUAAAGACACUUGAUGCAAAUCUUGCACCUAUAUGGUGUCUUGUACUAUGAAUGCUAAUGAAUAACUUUGCUUCCCAAAUCUCUCUUU
Messenger RNA from Eucalyptus grandis, 813 nucleotides. Its product is annotated as zinc transporter 7. The record is from RefSeq and is a predicted model, not a curated record. The coding region runs from base 57 to 614 and encodes 185 amino acids. Lineage: Eukaryota; Viridiplantae; Streptophyta; Magnoliopsida; Myrtales; Myrtaceae. The transcript is spliced from 2 exons.